CUCCCGGCUGGGUAGGGCGCGCAGGCGCAGUGGAGCGGCCGCGUGGGGGGCAGAAGGCGGCGCUGGGCCAGAGAGACCGGCGAGAGAUAUUCCCGGGCGGCGAGAGCGAUGGAAUUGUCCAUUCAACCCUUAGAGCUUCUUGGAUGUAUAUUUACUAUGGAACUUUUCGCAUAUUGUGUUGAUUUUGUGGUUGUAAAGCUGGUGUGAUCCAUUGCCAAUAGCACUUAUAAUGGAAGUGGAUCUCUGAGGAUCACUACAAGGAUUUGCCAUGGCUUUCUGUGCUGGGCUCUGGGGCUCCUUCACCCAUGCAAGCCGAGCGCUCAGCCAGCGCAGUUUCAGCACCACCAGGAGCCUCAGUGCAAUUCAGAAGAUGACGCGGGUUCGUGUGGUGGACAACAGUGCCCUGGGGAAUACCCCAUACCAUCGCCCUCCUCGUUGCAUCCACGUCUAUAACAAGAACGGGGUGGGCAAGGUGGGCGACCGGAUACUGCUGGCCAUCAAGGGACAGAAGAAAAAGGCACUCAUUGUGGGGCAUCGCAUGCCCGGUCCCCGGAUGACCCCCAGGUUUGACUCCAACAAUGUGGUCCUCAUUGAGGACAAUGGGAACCCUGUGGGGACCCGAAUUAAGACACCCAUCCCCACCAGCCUACGCCAGAGGGAAGGUGAAUUUUCCAAGGUCCUGGCCAUUGCUCAGAACUUUGUGUGAGCAGGGCUCGGGCCGCUGGCUGCGGUGGGACUCAUGAGAGGGAACUCGGGGCCCCAUGGCUGGGGAACAGUGUCCUGUGAAAAAAUAAAUCUUUUCAUGUAUGUUUCCUCCUGA
Molecule: messenger RNA, 820 nt
Organism: Zalophus californianus (California sea lion)
Lineage: Eukaryota; Metazoa; Chordata; Mammalia; Carnivora; Otariidae
Gene: MRPL14
Product: mitochondrial ribosomal protein L14
Exons: 4
Coding region: 269-706 (145 amino acids)
Biological process (GO): translation
Cellular component (GO): mitochondrion; ribosome
Molecular function (GO): structural constituent of ribosome
Source: RefSeq, a predicted model, not a curated record